AUGACCAGCUGUUCCCCACCUACCCCCACGAAAGCCUCACUACAAUCGCUGGUCGAAGAGGAAGAUCAAGAGCUUCGCGGGCUACAACAAGAGUCGCCCCUCCAGCUGCAGGAGAGUCACCAACCCUCUAACACUGCUGCGCCGCUCUCUCCAUCUUCCUCAUCCGUGUCGCCCUUCUUCAUUUCGUCGGCCUCCGCGCCGGCUGUCGUCACUCGCCGUCGGGCUUCCACCAUCGCGCGCGCCUCCACCGAACCAUCACUCGCGCCCUCCAAUCUCCCCGAACUGUCCCUCCCGCCCCCACUCCACCCGGCGGCGCCUUCACCAUCUUCCCCCUCGUCAUCAUCAGCUCCUUCUCCGUCUAACGCGGCUUCUUCGGCGGCCAUCACCAUGAUCAAGGCCCGGCAUUCGUCCAAGCUCGCGUCGCGUCGCAGGUCGACGGCGCUCAGUUCCCUGCGCGGAACCAGGGAGGGGCAGCCGGCGGGGAAGGAGGCGCUGGCGGGUCUGCUGGACUUCCUCGCGUCGCCAUCCGGCACGUCGUCAUCCGGCUCGCUCACUCCCACCACCAUCGCAGAGGCGCAGCCCACGGCACAGCCACAGACGCUGCCCGCCGUUCACAACACGGCACAGAUAUCGCUGGUCGGGUCUGCGACCAACUCAGCGGAGCCAAAGAAGGAAAAGAAGAAAAAGAAAGAAAAGAAAGCGAAGACGAACGAAAGCGACAAGAAGAGCGAAGCGCCAAAGAAAGAGAAGGGUUCGAGGUCGCCUGGUUCAGCGGCUAAGAAAGGAUCGAAGUCGCCCAGCGAAGCCAAGCGAACUCAGCCGGAUCGACUGGCGAUGGCCGCACUGCUCGAGAGGGAGAAGCUGGAAUGGGAGAAGGAGGUCCGAACACCCACGCACAAAGCGACAGGGUCUGCCGAUAUGGCGACGGUCAAGAUGAUGAAGAAGGAACGGCGGCUCUCCUUCACUCUUCGCCGACGAAGCUCAGCCAACCUCUCCGCGAUGGUCGAGCAAGCCGGUACCGCGCUACCGGAUUCGUAA
Messenger RNA from Acanthamoeba castellanii str. Neff, 1038 nucleotides. RefSeq lists its product as uncharacterized. The transcript has 2 exons. Lineage: Eukaryota; Discosea; Longamoebia; Acanthamoebidae. The record is from RefSeq and is a predicted model, not a curated record. Bases 1 to 1038 code for a protein of 345 amino acids.